Aspergillus bombycis is the source of this 1452-nucleotide messenger RNA. Its product is annotated as phosphatidylserine decarboxylase family protein. Gene Ontology annotation, biological process: phosphatidylethanolamine biosynthetic process. Bases 1 to 1452 code for a protein of 483 amino acids. The record is from RefSeq and is a predicted model, not a curated record. Gene Ontology annotation, molecular function: phosphatidylserine decarboxylase activity. Lineage: Eukaryota; Fungi; Ascomycota; Eurotiomycetes; Eurotiales; Aspergillaceae. Gene Ontology annotation, cellular component: mitochondrion. The transcript has a single exon.
AUGCAGCCUAUCAGGUACAUACCUACCUAUAUCCAACCUGCGCCUGGAGCCCCGGCCACGGGAAGCUCCCUUCACAGCCAUGGCCAUUGGAUGCCCGAGAACGUCGAGCUCCGUCGAGCCUGGCUUGCAAGCUUACUCGACAAGACGAAAGCAGAAAUCCCUAAAAAGCUGCGCAAUGAGGAGAACCCCGUUGAGACGUUCCGAAAGCUGAUCGAGGACAACUCAACCCUUUACAUGCUGGCCAGUUCCAUGUUCGAGGAAAUCCCCGAAAAGGCUCCGUACGAUAGGGACCCGACCACUCUGAGGAAGCAAGUCCGGAACUACAAGACCAUGCUAUACCUCUUCAAUACACUUCUUACCGAGGUCCCAGAAUACUUCUUAAGAGACAAUCCGAACGUACCCAGCGGUCUCAUUGGAUUUCCAUUCAACAUUAUCGUUGACUGGCCCAUGGGGACGCCAAGCGGCCGCCAAUUCUUCUUGGAUGAGAGAGUGAACAUAUGUCUUAAGAAGAUUCUCAACAAAUGGAAUGCCUUCCUGAAAGACCCGACAGCGGGGGGCAGGGGUGACAAGGGUGGCAACCAGGCUCUCAUCAAUGCUGGAUGGAGCUCCGACGAGGCGAUCCGGCAGCUGCAAGACAAAGCCAAUGAGUCUACCCCCAAUGAGACGCCAAAGACGUUCGACAAACUAUUCCAAUAUCCCGCUGGAGGCACCCAGGCGACGUUCUACAACUAUGCCUGCUGGGAUGACUUCUUUACUCGCAAGUUCAAGGAAAGUGUCCGUCCCGUAGCGAAGGCGGCCGUCGUCAAUGCUUGUGAAUCAUUCCCUCUGUCAUUCGACACGGAUGUCUCGCGCCGCAACACUUUCUGGCUCAAGGGCACACCAUACUCGCUCCAUGACAUGCUCGGAGCUACACAGAAUGCCAAUGUUUCGUCCUACGUUGACAGCUUCGUCGGCGGCUCGGUGUAUCAGGCUUUCUUGAGUGCCGAUUCUUACCACUGCUGGAAUGCCCCGGUUACCGGUGAGGUCAAAUAUCGCAGCUUGAUCGAUGGAACUUACUUCGCCGAAACAGCUGCGGCAGGAUUCGGAGGGUCGAGCGGUCCUGACCCUGCUGGCCCAGAUGUAUCCCAGCGGUAUAUUACUCACAUAGCUGCCCGCGGUGUCCUCAUCGUCGACACCAACGUCCCGGGCGGCGCAAACAUUGGGCUGGUUGGAUUUGUACCCGUUGGGAUGUCCGAGGUAUCAACCUGUGACUGGUACCCGGGUACGGAAGUAGGCAAGACUAUCACUCAGGGAGAUGUCAUUGGGGCUUUCCAUAGUGGUGGAUCCACACACUGCCUUAUCUUCCAGCGUGACGCUGUGAAGAAGUUGGAAUUCAUCCCUAAAGCCCAGUACCCUGAGAUUGCCACGACCAACCUGGCUGUCAAUAGUGAGUUGGCUAAGCUCACCUCUUGA